AUGAAUGACUAUAAGCUUGAAGAAGACCCCGUGACUAAGGAGAAGACUUUCAAGAGAUUUGCUCCAAGGAAAGGAGACAAAAUAUACAAAGAAUUUUUAAAAUUCUAUUUUUAUUCUGAUGCUUACAGACAUUUGAAAUUCACGUGUGAAACUAUAAUGGAAGAGUACGAAGAUGAAAUAUUCUCACUUAUGGCCCAGGAGGCACACUACCUCGCUGACAAGCUGUGCAGCGAGAAAUCAGGUCUGUGUGAAACUUCUACUAAUCACACUGAACUCUAGGAAUGAUGGUGCUGCUAGCUAGAGGAGAGACAAGUCACAGCCCCCAAGGUCAAUGUCUGCAUUUCUGUCUUCAUGUUUCUUCAUGAGAAGAAACUUUACGUCUCUUGUUCACAGUGCAUUGUCUCAUGUUUGAUAUUUUAUUGAAAAUCUCUUGUUUGGCAUCAUGACGAGCCCCAAUUCUUUCUAUAGGUGAAGCUGAGGAGUGCAUGAAACGAAUUACCUUUGUAGAUUUUGAUACAAACAGGCUUGGCAGGAAAGCAUUUAACUCAGUAAUAGGAAAAAAGUGAAGACAUUUCAUAAAUGAAAUAAGGAUUUAAUAACGUGUACUGUAUAUUUCAUGCACAUAUACAAGUAUAGUGUUCUGUUUGAUAAAAACUUGAUUUGAUUUCAUAAAUACUUGAUUAGUCAUGAAAUUAAGAAAACAUAUUGCUGCAAAUUCCAGGUUAAUUUUUCUGGGUUGUAUGGCUAUCACUGAAAGAAGCGAACUCACUUUAUAUCAGGAAUGAAAUUUAAAUUUCUAGAAACCUUAAGUUUAAAAACUUUUUAAUUUCUAAAAUUUAAUUAAAUGCAUAAAAAGCAGUGAGCACUUUUACAGGGAACAAUAACUAUAUUGGCCUUUCUGAUGCAUACAUCCUGAAUUCAAAUGAUUUAGAAAGUUGAUUUAUUAUUCAUGUAUUUAUUAUCAUGUAGUCUUAAAGGAUGAUACCAAUGGCCAUGUUUUGUUUUGCUGCAAAAUCUCCUGUCGUGCCUUUGUUUCUUAAAGACUUUCACCUAACAUUUAGCGUGUAGAUUUUACUACUAACCAACCUAUCAUUCUUUCUAUGGAUGUUUUUGUAGGUGUGGAGAUGGAAGGAGAGGUGGGAACUUAUGGAAAAUAGCCUUUUGACCACGUUAAUAACAGAGUGUAGUAAUAAACUAACUCUUGGAGAUUUCAUUGUCUCUGUUAAGUUUACAUUCAUUGGAAUAUAACUUUAAUCAUUUAAAAGGUCAGGACCUAUUUUACACUUGUUUUAAAGAAGAAGUUCUCAUUGUUGUCUCUGAGAAUUUACUAGGUAGGAUGCUAGGUAGGAUCCACUUUGUCAUGCGGAUUUCUAUUUGCUAAGAAUAAGCCAAGACCAAUGAAUCCACUUCACUGAGGAGUGGAGAGUAGAAUAGAGCAAAGUCCCCAAAACAAAAACUAUUUGCCAUAUGUUACCUGAUGGCCUAGAAAACACAUUACUUAAGCCACUCAACUGACUCAUCAGGAGGAAAUAAUUCUCACAUUUAUAAAAAUUUGCCAAAAUGAAGAGAAAGAGGUUUCCAUUCUUCUCCUUUACCCACCUCAACUCUUAUUAAAAGU
Aethalodelphis obliquidens (Pacific white-sided dolphin) is the source of this 1618-nucleotide messenger RNA. Its product is annotated as protein canopy homolog 1. Gene Ontology annotation, cellular component: endoplasmic reticulum. NCBI's taxonomy places the organism in Eukaryota, Metazoa, Chordata, Mammalia, Artiodactyla, Delphinidae. The record is from RefSeq and is a predicted model, not a curated record. The coding region runs from base 1 to 279 and encodes 92 amino acids. The transcript has a single exon.